GGGAAGAUGUUCAAGUCGCUGGACCUGAGCCUGAUCGUGGAGUUCGUCCUCAUGUUCUACCGGGACAAGCCCAUCGACUGGCUCCUGGACCACGUCCUGUGGGUGAAGGUCUGCAACCCCGAGAGGGACGCGAAGCACUGUGACCGGCAGAAGGCCAACCUGCGGGUCCGCUUCAAGCCGUCCCUCUUCCAGCAUGUGGGCACCCACUCCUCGCUGGCCGGGAAGAUCCAGAAACUGAAGGACAAGGACUUCGGGAAGCAGGCGCUGCGGAAGGAGCACGUGAACCCGCCGGCCGAGGUGAGCACGAGCCUCAAGACAUACCAGCACUUCACCCUGGAGAAGGCCUACCUGCGCGAGGACUUCUUCUGGGCCUUCACCCCGGCCGCGGGCGACUUCAUCCGCUUCCGCUUCUUCCAGCCGCUGCGCCUGGAGCGGUCAGUGCUGCACCCCGGGUCCGCGGGGGGGGCACGGGCCCCGCCACAGAUGCCUGGGUCUGCGGGUCGCACCACAGGCCACCCGUCCCCACUCUGCCCUGGUCCCCUUGUCGGGAAAGCGGGCCUCGCCAGAACCAAGGCUCCCCAUGAG
Messenger RNA from Carlito syrichta (Philippine tarsier), 585 nucleotides. Its product is annotated as alpha-1,3-mannosyl-glycoprotein 4-beta-N-acetylglucosaminyltransferase B-like. Gene Ontology annotation, molecular function: acetylglucosaminyltransferase activity. The annotation marks the transcript as partial. The transcript has 3 exons. The record is from RefSeq and is a predicted model, not a curated record. Gene Ontology annotation, biological process: protein N-linked glycosylation. Lineage: Eukaryota; Metazoa; Chordata; Mammalia; Primates; Tarsiidae. Gene Ontology annotation, cellular component: endoplasmic reticulum; Golgi stack; endoplasmic reticulum-Golgi intermediate compartment.